AUGAGGUUACAUUUGCAUUUAGAAGAUGAGGAACCUAUCAUAUACGAAGGUGAGGAUACUCUGCUUGAUGUUAUGCACAAACCCUCAAUUGGCAGAUCAAUGUUUUUGGCUUGGUUUAAAGCUAACAAACGUUAUAAAAAUGCAAGAGAUCUAUUGUAUGUCGAAUUUCCCCAAGAGUUUGUGUAUAACAGGAAAGACCUUAUAUGGACUCCAAGAGUAAGACCUAAAGUAUUUGGCAGAAUUCAUUACGUCCCUCCAUCAGCCGGUGACGUUUACUAUCUACGGAUUAUGCUAAACAAAGUUCGAGGCCCAACUUCUUAUAAAAAAUUAAAAACGGUUAACGGUACUAUCUAUCCUACUUUAAACCUGCCAGGUUUAACACUACAACCAGAAGAUGCCAAAAACAUUGUUUUGUCGUAUAUCGAAGAUUUGAUGGUACGCGGUGGUUCAACUCUUAAAAGGAUACCAAACAUGCCUUAUCCAAACUAUGAACGAGCAAAUGAAUCUACCAAUAUGCUUAUCCAUGACGAGCUCAACUAUGAAAGAAAAUCUUUGAAAGAAGAACAUGACCGCCUAUUCACGUUACUAACCGAUGAACAAAGAAAUGUCUAUCAAACCAUAAUGACAUCAGUGAAUGAUGAAGCAGGUGGAGUUUUCUUUGUUUACGGUUAUGGAGGAACUGGUGACAUAGUUAUAAACGUUGCAUCCAGCGGCAUUGCAUCAUUGUUACUAACUGGCAGAAGAACUGCUUAUUCAAGGUUUGGCAUUCCUAUCAAUUUAACUGAGGACUCAUUUUGUAACAUUAGUCCUGAUAGUGACAUGGCUGCAUUAUUAAGAAAAACUAAGUUGAUCAUCUGGGACGAGGCACCAAUGAUGCACCGACAUUGUUUUGAAGCUUUGGAUAGGACAAUGAGAGACAUAAUCCCAUCAACCCACUCAAAAGAUGCUGAAAAACCAUUUGGAGGGAAAGUAGUCGUUUUUGGUGGUGAUUUUCGGCAGGUUCUUCCCGUCAUUCCAGGAGCAAGUAGAAAUGAGGUGGUUAAUGCAUCUUUAAAUUCUUCUUACAUAUGGGAUAGUUGUCAAGUCUUAAGGCUUACUACUAACAUGCGGUUGAAAGUUGGAUCAAACAUAGUGGACAAGAAAGAGAUAGAAGUAUUUGGAAAAUGGAUUUUGGACAUUGGAGAGGGAAAAUUGAGUGGACAUAAUGAUGGAGAAGCACUGAUUGAAAUUCCACGAGACAUUCUACUUGACGACAAAGGUGAUGCUAUUGCUUCUAUAUCCUCAUGUAUUUAUCCUUCUCUUUCUGAACAUCUAGAUGAUCCAGAGUACUUCCAAGAUAGAGCAAUUUUGGUCCCAACAAAUGAGGAAGUUGAUUCAAUAAACUAUCACUUAUUGUCACUAAUUGAUGGGGAGGAAAAGAUAUACUACAGUCCAGAUAGCAUAUGUCCAACCGAUGAUUGUGAUGCUUUUGAAAAGUCAUUGUACACUUCGGAUAUUCUAAAUGCAGUCAAAUUAUCAGGUGUUCCAAAUCACAUCCUAACUCUUAAGGUAGGAGUCCCAGUCAUGUUACUUCGAAACAUCGACCAAGCAAAUGGGUUGUGCAACGGAACAAGAAUGCAAAUUAGGAAACUUGGUGAGCAUGUUAUUGAAGCUAAAGUAAUAACGGGAAGUCAUAGCGGUGAUAUUGUCCACAUUCCUAGAAUGAAGUUGGUACCUUCAGAUCGUAAAAUUCCAUUUAGACUUCAAAGAAGACAAUUUCCUGUUGUUGUCUGCUUUGCAAUGACUAUAAACAAGAGUCAAGGUCAAUCACUUUCCCAGGUAGGCUUAUUUUUAAAGAAAUCAGUUUUUAGUCAUGGACAACUAUAUGUUGCUGUUUCACGUGUGAAAAGCAAAAAAGGAUUAAAGGUUUUAGUUUGUGAUGAAGACAACAACCCAACCAACAUGACUAAAAAUGUUGUCUACAAAGAAGUAUUACAAAAGAUUUAG
Molecule: messenger RNA, 1986 nt
Organism: Erigeron canadensis
Lineage: Eukaryota; Viridiplantae; Streptophyta; Magnoliopsida; Asterales; Asteraceae
Product: ATP-dependent DNA helicase PIF1-like
Exons: 3
Coding region: 1-1986 (661 amino acids)
Biological process (GO): DNA repair; telomere maintenance
Molecular function (GO): DNA helicase activity
Source: RefSeq, a predicted model, not a curated record